UGUAGAAGAAGGGUAGGUCUGGAUAGCAGAUGAGAAGUGACUCUCUUCCAGAAUACACAGUGAGGUGAUCAUCUGCACUUCUCAGCAUUCUGACCAUAGGGGGAGCCACAACCUCAAGAAGCCAACUGAAGACCCAUGGAAAUCAUCAUGACCAGUAGAAAGAACUUCCACCGAACCCUGUGCCUCUGGCUCCUCAUCAUACUCAUCAUCACUGGGAUCAUAUUCCAAUUGCUCACAAUAAGAUCUCCAGGUCAAUGGCAUCCACCACCUGUCAGCUACCUGUCUUCAAAAAUGUCACCCAAUUCAGACCAAGAAGAGAUCCAAAGACUAAUCAAGCUCAUUGACUGGCCUGAGGUCCCCAGUGGAGUGGACUUCAUGUCUUCUACAAGUCCAAAGACCACAUUUUAUGUUUUGCUGCAUCCAAAAGAAGUCUACAACGUAGGAGAUCGUAUAACUGUUGUCAUAUUUGCUCGGGAUCAUUAUGGUCGACCAAAAACCUAUGGAGGAGAUUAUUUUCAGGUCAAGCUGCACUCUCCAAAGCUGAAAGCUGGAGUAACAGGUGCCGUCACCGACCACAGAAAUGGCAGAUAUUCAGCCACGUUCCUUCUGCUCUGGCCUGGAGACGCUGAGGUUCACAUCUCUCUGGUACAUUCCAGUGAAGCCAUUUCCAUUAUAGGCAGGAAGAGGGACUCUCGGCCCGACAAGGUUGACUUCAAUGGAUAUUACAGCCACAAUGGAAGCAGCGCUACGGUGAAGUGUAAUGUGCAGCCUCCAGGACCUGACAUGUGUACAUACCGUGACGUACAAUCCAGAGAGGAGUGGUUCUGCAACCGGCCAAAGGGCUUUCCCUGCAGUGCCUACCAGGAGCAUUCAGCAGGUGGUAGCUACCCAAUACUCAAUGCCACCGAGCAGCAAUUUCUACAAAAAUCGGUCACUGAUCAGACAAUUUCAUCAACUCUGAGAAAAAUCACCAUCCUUCCCCAGACCUCCAGUACAGGGGAUAAAAGUGUUUGUAGACCUGGACUCCCCAUUCCGGACCCCUCAGGAUAUUAUUAUCAGGACGUGUGGCAGUCUCGUGUGUGCAGGAACAGACGCUUCACUUCUCCAUCCAACGUCACCGCCUGUCUGAAGGGAAAGGUUGUCUACAUGUUUGGAGAUUCAACUCUUCAUCAAUGGUGGUUCUACCUUGUGAAGUUCAUCCCAUCUCUACAGAAGGUGGACCGUAAUGUCAGCUAUGACCCUGGAGUCCUGCUGGCCUCGGAUACUGAUCAUGGCUAUCUAGUACAAUGGCGAGUACACCAGAGGCCACUUACCAUGCUUCGCAUGCGUUUACAGGAGCUGCACUACAUCGCCAAUGAGCUGGAUAACAUUGGAGGGGGGGACAAUGACCUGGUGAUUGUCAUAAACUGCAUGGCGCACUUUGCCUCAUUCCCGGUAAAAUUUUAUUUGCAGAGGAUAAGAAAUAUCCGUAAUGCUGUUGUCCGGUUAUUGAAGCGAAGCCCCCAGACCAAGGUCAUCAUCAAAUCCGGGAACACCGGCUUCCUCUAUGAACAUGGAAGUGACUGGCUGUCCUUCCAGCUGGACACCCUAAUGAGGGCCGUCUUCUCAGGACUUCCAGUUGCAUUAAUAGAUGCCUGGCAGAUGACCUCCUGCCAUUACCUGCCCAAAGACAUUCACCCUCAGAAAAUCAUAAUCAAGAAUAUGGUGGACUCGAUGCUCUCCUAUAUUUGUCCAGAAUAG
Bufo gargarizans (Asiatic toad) is the source of this 1740-nucleotide messenger RNA. Its product is annotated as NXPE family member 3-like. The transcript is spliced from 6 exons. The record is from RefSeq and is a predicted model, not a curated record. NCBI's taxonomy places the organism in Eukaryota, Metazoa, Chordata, Amphibia, Anura, Bufonidae. The coding region runs from base 136 to 1740 and encodes 534 amino acids.